UGGCACUUAUUCAGAAGAAAAGCUCAAGUUAAACGCGCUGUUAUCUCGAAAGCUUUUGAAAGUAAAUGUUUAUAAUCAAAUAAAUCUUGGUUCAACCAUUUCCAAUUCAUUUGGUGGCAAUCAAACCCUUCAGUUCGUUUUUCCAGUGCAAAUCGCAACAAUUACAAGGAAGGGAUAUACAAUUUCGAAACAUGUUUCACAUUAAACCACACGAGAAUGCCGCUGAUGCUCUCGUAAAACGUCAAAGGAUGAAAAUGCUAAAAAUGUCUACUAAUGGAGAUUUUAUACCCUUAAAAUGGAAUUGGGCCGAAACUUGGUGCUCUGUGCCUGGUAGCUUUGAAGAAUAUUUUCAACGAAUUUACAAUUUCCAAGUAAAGUCUGAUGACAUCUUCAUAUCGACAUUUCCCAAAUGUGGUACAACUUGGAUACAGGAAGCCACUUGGUUGUUGCUGAAUAAUUUGGACUAUGAAACGGCUAAUAGAAUCCAUCUCGUAGAUCGCAGCGUAUAUAUGGAUUUGAGCCUGCUAUAUGACACCUUCCAUGACGAUAGCAUCACAGCGGCCAUGCAGUUGAAGUCACCGCGUUGCAUUAAAUCUCAUCUGCCAGCGCAUUUGCUACCUCAUCAAAUUUGGCAGAAGAGAGUGAAGUUGGUUUACUGCGCUCGCAACCCAAAAGAUGUCGUUUUGUCUUACGGCCAUUUUCUGCGCAGCAAAGGUGCCUACGGUGGCAGUAUGCAGGAAUUCAUCGAUGACUUCUUAAAUGCAGAAUCGGCAUACACACCUUUUUGGCCGCAUGUAUUUACCAUGUGGCAAAUGCGCUCAGAGUCGAAUGUAUUUUUUACCACUUUUGAAGAAAUGAAACGCGAUUUGAGGGGCGUAAUAAAACGAUUGAAUGAAUUCUUAGAGAAACCAAACUUGAGUGAAGCGCAAAUGGAGAAACUGUUAAAUCAUCUGUCGUUCGAAAAUAUGAGAGCAAAUCAGCAGGUGAAUCCCACUAAAAUAAUUAAAAAUACGGAUGAUCGUUCCAACGUUGAAGCCGAUUUCCAAUUCAUGCGUCGUGGCAUAGUUGGCAGCUACAAAGACGAAUUGUCUGAAACGAAUCAACGGCGCUUGAAUGAAUGGUCAGCACAGUUCUUGCAAGAAUUUAAUGUGACUGCAGCUGAUAUUUUUGGCGGUUUCUAGAUUUUUUUUUCAUUAAUGGAAAGAGGAUAUUUUUGAUGUGAUAACGUCUUAUAAUUCGAUUUAGCCGGCUGCACGCACGAAAAAAUGUGUCGUUACCUUGCUCAUUUGUCGUUACCUUGCUCAUUAGUGUUACCUUCCUCAUUAGUGUUACCUUGCUCAUUUGUCGUUACCUUGCUCAUUUGUCGUUACCUCGCUCAUUGCCGUUACCUUGAAUGAACUGCAAGCGAAAGCGCGGAACGAACAAAGCAAACGAACGGCAACGUUCGACAUCUUGCUCUCUCCUACUUAAGUGAGCGUAUAUAUGUAUGUAUAUGCGCAUAUGUACAUAUAUAAAUUCACGUAUUUGUAUUUGCAUAUGCCUUCUUAUUGAUUAUUAUUAAUUUGAUUUACUUGAAGAAUUUAAAAUAAAACCAAGUUUGUUAAUAA
This is a messenger RNA of Anastrepha obliqua, 1607 nucleotides long. RefSeq names its product sulfotransferase 1 family member D1-like. Gene Ontology annotation, cellular component: cytoplasm. Gene Ontology annotation, biological process: sulfation. The transcript has 6 exons. The coding region runs from base 192 to 1181 and encodes 329 amino acids. Lineage: Eukaryota; Metazoa; Arthropoda; Insecta; Diptera; Tephritidae. Gene Ontology annotation, molecular function: sulfotransferase activity. The record is from RefSeq and is a predicted model, not a curated record.